CUGGGUAAUAUUAGGUACUGACCCAGAAUGCUUGAAUCUAUGAAAAAUAAUAGUGUUAUGACACAUUCCCAUUGUGUUUAAACUAUGGGCAGGUUUUAUUGAGUUAAUAUUUGACAGUUUCCUUGCAGCUGCAUAUUUUAAUAUAAACACUUUAAUGCUAAUCUAUUUAUUGAUAUAAGCACCAAGCCAUUUAAUGUAGACUUAAUAUUUAAUGCUGUGUAUAUUCAAGGUUAAAAGAAGGUGUAACGUGAGAUCAAAUUUAGAAAACAGGUUAAGGCAGUACAGAAAUGCUGUAAAAGGAAGAAGGCAGUGACUGAGAGACAAAAGCACAAGCUGCUUCACACAGAUUGCACAAUUGCUUUGUGUGUGCUAUUGAUUGGUUUGAAGAAAAGAGACCAUAAGGUUUAAUACACUUCAGACUGAUGAAGCAAUGCGGGAUAUAACUUGAAGGAUGAAUGAAAUGAGAGACUAUGGAGGAACAAACAGCAAAGAGCGAUGUGAGAAAUGGUCUGCGGAAUGAUAUUCCACGACUGCAGUCUAUGCUGGCAAAACUUAAUCUAAAACACAAACAUCCCAAAACAGACAAUGUUAAAUUAAACCCAGAUACCGCCUGUAAAAGUAUGUUUUACCAUUAUCUGGAGACUGAAGAAGGAAUACAAAAUGAAGAAGACAGGAAAGAUAGCACGGUCGGGUCUGAUGAAGAUGAGGAGCAACCAACUAGGAGUUCUGAAACAGAAGAUGGAAAUGAAGCUGUUGAAAAGGUCAAAGAGCUUCCAGAUGCUUUUCCUAAAUGGGAGAGGAAGAGUUUAUUCCCUGUCUCUUUGUCCAUAGAAACUCAGGUGGCAAAAUUAAGUCAUCAGCGAAAAGAAAGUGAGCCUUUGGAGGACAAAAAGAGCAAAGAGAUGGAAAAGCAUGUGGAUGGAGCUUCAUUAUUGCCUAACAAUCAAUCUCAAGAAACAUCUGAAGACACAUCUUACCUCUCUGUGUCCUCAGAUAAAGUGGACUCUGCACAGGUGCGGUUGAAGCAAGAACCACUAGAUGAACCUUGUUGUGGUUCUUCAAAACAGUAUGUCAGUAUGGAUACGAGCAGGGUUCUAACCCAUCAAACAGCUGUGAAUGUUACAAGCAAGACAACAAGGUCCACUUCAGAUCCAGUAACCCAGGAAUCCAGUAAAUCCUUUAAUCCAGUAAAGGAAGAGAGACCCCUCUCAGCUCCAAGUAUUUCAAACCUAUGGGAAUAUGAAAAGUAUGAAGAUUUUGCAAACGCAAUGCCAGCCGAAAGCUUCAGCAAAGCUGCUAAGAUUUUGGGACAGGUUCAUUCAGGCAUGAGCAUCGGAAAUGUGGAACAUGACAACUCGCUCACCAAAACGCAAAAGAAAGGAGUGAAAAACAAAAUGAAGAUUCUUACUAAAAAACUGAUGGAAAAGCUUAAAGAUAAAAAUUAUUGUGAGCACAAUGGCAGAGGGAGCACCCAAGACAGUAUGGAAGAAGGACAAAACCUGAAUUCCUUGGAGGUGGAAGUCGAGGCUCAAGAUAUUCCACCACCACUUCCACCGAAAAUGGGGAAAUAUGUUUUCUUAGAAAGAAGAUUUACCCUAAAAGACUUCAAACUCAAUCUUGAACCGAUCAACUUAAUGGAAGAAAUAUUCACAGGCAGCGAAUGGCUCAGUUACUUGCCCAUCAAAGAAAGUCCAAUUGAGAAAGACACUAGUGAUCAGUCACAAAUGAUCAUGACAAAUGAUGUUCUCCAACCAGAAAAGGACAUUCAGCUCGAUGUUCCUCCUCCAAUAGCAGAGCAGGACCAGUCAGAGGACAUGAAGACACGAGAGGUGGACCAGUCAGAGGACAUGAAGGUCAAUCAAGAGAACAGUGUAGCAAAAUUGAACAGUGACUUUGAUGUAAAACAAGUGGAAUUGGAUGCAAACAUAUUUGCUAUACCUAAGGCACUGCUAACAAACAAUGCAAGACAAAAAAUUACUUGUGAGUCAAACAAAUCAGAUGACGUCAAUAACAGUGUGAAUAUGUAUAUUAUUCCCAAAAAUGACUUACCGUUAAUGAAAAGAAAAGCAUCAGAUCCGCUGGACUUAUCAACAGUCAAGUCAUUUGAGUUGCUGGACAAUUCUGCCCUUAAGAGUCGAAUUCGUCUUAGCAAAAAGAGACACCACCGACCACCUAAAAAGCAAAAAAAAAAAAAAAAAAAGGUAAGAAGAAGCUGA
Messenger RNA from Carassius auratus (goldfish), 2216 nucleotides. RefSeq lists its product as uncharacterized. The coding region runs from base 471 to 2216 and encodes 581 amino acids. NCBI's taxonomy places the organism in Eukaryota, Metazoa, Chordata, Actinopteri, Cypriniformes, Cyprinidae. The transcript has 5 exons. The record is from RefSeq and is a predicted model, not a curated record.